Limulus polyphemus (Atlantic horseshoe crab) is the source of this 3857-nucleotide messenger RNA. Its product is annotated as lysophospholipid acyltransferase 5-like. Gene Ontology annotation, biological process: phosphatidylcholine biosynthetic process; lipid modification. The transcript is spliced from 15 exons. Lineage: Eukaryota; Metazoa; Arthropoda; Merostomata; Xiphosura; Limulidae. The record is from RefSeq and is a predicted model, not a curated record. Gene Ontology annotation, cellular component: membrane. The coding region runs from base 655 to 1947 and encodes 430 amino acids. Gene Ontology annotation, molecular function: 1-acylglycerophosphocholine O-acyltransferase activity; lysophospholipid acyltransferase activity.
GUUAUUAUCCUUUAUCUCAAUCUGAUGUUUAUUGGAGGAACAAUCUUGUCGGUUAUUUUUUCUCUUGUCUUUUUCAUGUGAAGCUAUACUGAAAAAAACUCAAGAUUUUCCAAGCAGGAAGAAAAAGAACUACCUUCGUGGAUGGCAUUUGAAGAAAAAUCCUAUUUUGAUAUCAUCUUGUGAUGAGUUACAAAUGUAUGCAGAAGUUUCUUAUAAUACCUGUCUUCCUGAUAUUCAAUGCUGUCUCUAUGGUGAUGAUGUACCACUGGAAGUUGAGUCUUAUCCAUGGAAUCUUGCUAAUGAUAUAGGACUAAUCAGUAUUGAAGUUGAUGAAUUGUUUAUAUCCGGCAUUAUAUUGUGGAAAUCAUAGACCUUGAUUUUCAUAAGUACAGGUGCAAUAAGGGUAUUGAUGGCCAGUUUCGGUUUGUAAGAGAAGAAUGAGCAGGGCUAUCAAGCGUCCUAUAUUUCAUCUGUGAACUUUGCCAUAUAGUGAAGCUGAUAAGUACAGAUGUAGAGACUGAUCAAUAAACCUAGUGUUGAACAUGUAGGAAAGAUUCACCUAGAUCAGGAGCUCCCAAACUUUGUCAACUGGUGGACCCCUUCAACUUCUUUAAUUUAUUGGCAGACCACCUCCUGUUAAAAAUAGUUUUUAUCAUGUUUUCUCAGGGGGCUGUAGACCACAGUUUGGGAAUCUCUGACCUAGAUAUCAACAAUACUGCUGUCUGGAGCAUCAUUAGUACUAGAGGUGGUUAUUCACAACUAGAAGAAAUGAUGUCAUUGCUUAGUGUCCCAGUUAUGUGUUCUCAGAUGUAUUUCAAGAGUGGAGAAAAAAUAAGAAAGGGCUACCUUUUGAUUGGAUAUUACUAUACUGGAACUCAAGAUUAUGACAUAAAGUGGACUAUGCCUCAUUGUGUUCUAACAUUACGCUUAAUUGGGGUAUCAUAUGAUGUUUAUGAUGGAAGAAAAGAAAUGGACAAACUCACACAAGAUCAGAAGAAAUCUGCACUUGGGAAUAUUCCUUCUCUGCUUGAGAUAGGAGGGCACACAUAUUUUUUUGGUGGAUUCUUAGUUGGUCCACAAUUUUCCAUGAAAAGAUAUCUGAAUUUUGUCAGUGGUGUGUUUGCAGGUAGAGGAAAAGUGAAAAAGCCAGAAUGCAUCCUACCUGCUUUGUCUCGUCUGGCUCUUGGAAUGGUUGUUCUUGGAGUAUUUCAGAUAGGAACGUUAUUCAUUCCAGAACAUUACAUACUUAGCUCUUUCUUUGAGCAUGAAACUUUCUGGAAAAAAAUAUUUAUAAUGACAUUGUGGGGGAAGAUAGUGCUUUACAAAUACAUAGCCUGCUGGCUUCUUUCUGAAGGUAGCUGUAUUAUGGCUGGGUUAACAUAUAAUGGACAAGAUGAACAAGGUAAUGACCUGUGGGAUGGCUGUUGCAAUGUAAAAUUGUGGGAGUAUGAGAAGACCUCUAACUUUGAUGGAGUGAUUAAAUCAUUUAAUAUUAACACCAAUCUUUGGGUUGCUCAAUAUAUUUUCAAACGUUUGAAAUUCCUUGGAAACAAGCUACUCUCACAGGCAGCUACUUUGUUGUUCUUGGCACUGUGGCAUGGACUCCACUCUGGCUACUAUGUAUGCUUUUUUAACGAGUUUAUGGUCAUGAAGAUGGAGAAAGAUGUGUCUUCCUUAGUAGACAGGAUACCAACUAUAAAAGCAGUUUUGAGCUCAGGUGCCUUCCAGAUUCCAUUAUAUCUUUUAAAGAAGUGUUAUGUGCUCUUUGGCAUGAGCUAUUGUGUAGCACCCUUUGUUCUUUUAUCUGCUUCCAGGUGGUUAAAGGUGUACUCUUCUCUUUACUAUGUGUGCCACAUAAUUUAUCUAGGUUGGCCUGUAGUCUACUUUAUCAUCAAGAAAAUGGGAUUGGUUUCAAAAGAAGUAUCAAAUAGGUCAAAGAGUGAUUAGAUACACAAUGAAUAAACUUUCUUUGAUGAGCAAAGUUUUUGUAUGAAAUCAUUACUGUUUUUUUAGUACUUAAUGUUAGUGUCCAUUUUUUCAGGUACAUUUUGUAAGUGACAUACAACUUGACCCAAACUUUUGAAAAAAAAGAAGCCAUAGAAUUGAAUUAUUUUAUUUGUAAUUUAAAAAUCAUUUUAUUUAGUUCAUAAUGAAUUUAUUGUUAGUUUGUAUUUUUUACUACAGCUAGAGUAUCAAAGACUACCUAAAAAUUAUCAUCAAACAAAUAAAGAAAGCUCAAAAUGGUCAAACAAGCAGUAAUUAUUGUACAUUUUAAACAUAAAUCCUAUUUUUAAUUUUAAAGAAAGCUGUAAUUUGUUGUUGUAUGCAUAUGUACAAAAUUAUAGUAGGAUAAAAUCAUGGUAUGUACAAAUAAUUUACUGAGCUUAAACAUGUUAAAAACUACGAGUUCAAUAUGAUACUGAAAAUUGAUAGAUUGAAAUUGAAAAAAAUCCCUCUUAAAUUCUUAUUUACUACCUGUCAUGAUUAGGAAAAAAAGAUGUAAUAGGUACUUUACCUUUUUAACUUCAAAUAAUGUUUGCUAAGUCAUGAACCUACAAACUAAUUAGAUGAUUUGUUUUACAUAAAAACCAUUAAUGUGUGUUCGUAUUUAUAUUGAAAUCAUUUGAUUUUCAUAAAGAACAUUUAACAAAUUGGAAAUAAUAGUGUUUGCAGAGAGGUAUGGUGUUACUGAGAAAAGUUACAAGUUUUCAUUUGUUAAUGUUUUUAGUUUAUAUUGUGGGUUAGUAGUAGUAAUAAGGUUGUGAUUAUUGUUGUAGGUUUUUACCCCACUCUUUUCAUAUUGAACAUUAUACUCUAUACAUAAACAUGCUUCAAAAUAUAACAUUAUUAGUUUGUUAUCUGGGAACACUGCAGACAUUACUGUAACAAAUAGAUAUACAAAUAUCUCCAUAAUGGUGUGAUGGUUUAGCAUGAAUUUCAGAUUAUAACUUAAAAUAUCAUAGAUUUGUUUGCAUUUUCUUUUUGUAAUUUUUUCUUGAUAUAUUCAACCCCUCCAGACCUGGCUCUUUUCGUGCAUGUCACGACCUUUUACAGUGAUACAUUCAAAACAACUUUAUUAUCAAUAUAUUUCAAUAAGUCUAGCAUUAAAAUGUAGUUUAUAAUUCAUAUUUUAUAUUACUUAAAUUUUAACUUCUUAAUUUCAAAAAUAUUUAAAAAAUUCUCAAUCUUCAUUUUUUAUAUCAUAUGAUGCUUCUGAGUUCCAAUUUCUCCACUCAGAACUUUCUAAUUUCUAAAACUGUAAACAAUACAAACAAGAAUCUAAAAUUUUAACCUGCUAUCUUCUUGGUUUGCUGAGAUAUUAAUAAAUUUGUCAAACUUCCCUUCUGUUCCAUCUCUGGCCUUUUAGAUUGUGUGUUAAUCAACUUUUCUUUGCUGAUGGACAUGUUUAUACACAAUAAAAAGGAGCAUAUUCUCUUCUACGUAAAUCUUGUGCGUUGCAUUUAGUUUUUGUGCUGUAAACCAUUAGUCAGCAGAAUUGUUUGGUUUGUGGUGAUAAUAUUUUGCUGCUCUGAAUGCUUAAGAAAUUUUUCAACCUACUUAUAAUUUGCUUAGGAUGCUGGAUAUAUUAUAGUAGCUUUGAGACAUUCUGUUCUAACAACUAACAUUUUUUGUGUUCUAAUUUGUAUUUUAAUUUAAAGCUAUAUGGAAUUUUUAUGGACACCAAAAUUUAUGAGACUUCAAGACUUAUCGAAGAACAUCUUCAAUUUUCAGUCAGGUGGAAACAUGUUCAAGUACACAAUAAGUACCACAUAUUCUUGUGCUUGUCUAUAUAUAUAUAUAGACAAGAUAGAUAUAUUUUAUUACUAUUAUUAUUACAUACUAUUUAUAAAAAGUAA